AUGGCCGACGUACCGCUACCCUCUGUGGAAGGUCCCUCCUCGGCGGACAUGUUGACCGAACCCCCGAUUGCGUUUGAAGCCCGUCGGGGCGACUCUGCAGCACCUCGAGUUACUGUGACCUCGGCUCCGUCCCCGAGUGUGCCUUCCACUCCGAGUACAUCGGACUCUGAGGACGAGUACGACCAUGUUGGCCAAGAUAGGCGGCCUUCGCCGGCUGAACAGUUGAGUCGAGACAUGCAACAGGUGCACCUAUCUAGCCCGGAUCAACUGGAUAUGAACAGUGUCACUGCCGCUAUUAACAACAUCACGGCGGAGCAGUCGAGCACGAGGCCUCCGUUGCAAGUUGAAGCGCCUACCAACGGAAGCGGGGACCGCACAUCGCGCCGGAGCUCUCGCGGACGACGCUCGAGCUCCCGCCCUCUGGCGGUCCGCCACCAAGUAACAGACGAGGAGCCACCGCAAGACGCCUUCAACGAGACAGGCUUUCAGGAUGCAUUUCGCAAUACGAAAGGGCUCAUGGCCGACAUCGUGGUGGCAUUGGAAAGCGGUUCCCUGCAUAAUGACACUGGUUCUAUAAUGCAUCGCUUGCGCAAUGAGGCGCAAGACUUGGCCUCCUUUAAUUGUCCUUCUACGAGGACAGUAGCAUUUGUGGGAGGCACUGGCGCCGGCAAAAGCAGUCUGCUCAACUCGCUGCUUGACUUUAAAGACCUCGCGCGAGCGAGUACCUCGGGUGCGGCUUGCACCUGCGUGGCGACGGAAUACCGGUAUCACCAGUCUCCAACCCUCACUGUCCAAGUGGACUUGUUCAGCGUGGACGAGCUCACGGAACAGCUGAGCAACAUGCUUCAUGCCUACCGACAAUUCCAUUUUUUACAACAAGCCAUAGACAGCGGCGAAAUGAGCAACACGGAUCCCGAGGCGAGAGACCAGCUUCAGGCCGAUGCACAAUUGGCGUUGGAUACCUUUCGGGCUUUAUUCCGUGGACGUCUCCAAGAUGAGACUUUUCUACUCAGCGACCUGGAGACUAGCGUUCUCAAUAACUUGAAGAGUUGGACAGUAACUCUGCUCCGGUCAGAGCCAACGGCCCCUAGACCCGGGCUUACAGUGGAGAGUUGCUCGGCUCUGCUAGCAAGCCUUUCGUCAGAGCGGCCAUCUUCCAACGAACCCUCCAUCUGGCCAUGCAUCCGUAGUAUCAAGGUCUUUCUCAAUGCCCACAUACUAAGUAAAGGCCUCGUUUUGGUCGACCUACCAGGACUCCGCGAUACAAACGCAGCUCGCAGAAAUGUCACGGAGCGAUUCCUUCGCCAAUGCAAUGAGAUAUUUGUCACGUGCAACAUUGACAGGGCUACUACUGACCAAGGAGUCCGAGAUGUCUUUGACCUUGCCCGGCCCGCUGGUCUCUCUCGAGUCGGCAUUAUCUGCACCAAAUCGGACGUCAUUGAGCCGACAGAAGCGGUUCGAGACUAUAGGGGCGAACGAGCGCAGGCAAUCCGACGCCGGAUGACAAAUCUCGAUAUCGAGACUAGAGAUUGCAGUCGCAUAGACGAGGAUAUUGAAGAAUUAGCGUCCGCGCCUACUCUCUCGAUCGAUGAGCAGGACGAGCUCAACCAAUUGAGCCGCGAAAAGUUCCAAGCCGCGAAACGCAGGGAGGAAGCCGAGUUUGAGCUGAAAAAGUACAUCAUCGACGUCCGCAACAAAGAUGUCACACAAGCGUUGAUUGACGUGUAUCUCUCCUCCGCGCCUACCGGCGAAGUCGCAGUCUUCUGCGUCAGCAACAAACUCUACUGGGACAGCCGCGACAAGCCGAGCAACGAUGCUCUGCCUUACCUUCACCUUAGUAGCAUUAUGGCUGUGCGGCGUCAUUGCAUUGCCAUCGUGUCCACGAGCCAGCAUGCUGCCGCGACGCACUACAUGAAGCACAAGGUGCCGGCGCUCCUUGCUGAGAUUCAGCUGUGGGUUCAAUCGACGGCCGAAAACGCUGGUUCAGAGAUGGGACAUGAGCUUCGCGACGCUCUGGACACGAUUGAAGGUUGGUUGACAGGAGAUCUGAUGUCACGCAGGUCCGCCGCCCAAACUGUGGGAAGGGCUGCGAAGCGAUGCUUUGACGAGGAGCUUUAUACCCCGCGCAAUACGCUGCAUUGGAGCCGGGCAGCUCAGAACGCCGGAUUGAAGUGGGAGCAGUGGUACCACCCAACUUACUCCGCUUUCUGCCGAAACUAUGGCAUACACCGUACCGAGGCCGCAGGGCGAUGCAACUGGAACGAAGAAAUCAUCGCCGGCAUGGUUCAAUGUGUCAGCGAGCCCUGGGACGCUGUGCGCAGAACGGUGAGGGCCCAGCAUGGGGCUGUUGUCCGUCUCAUCGAGCAGCUGCUUGAUAGGAUCAUCUCGCACUUGGAGGUACAAUCUGAUGCUAUCGGGGACGUAGUGCUCCCGUUUAUUCAGGCGCUUGAGAAUCAUCUGGACAUGGCGAUGAGCAGCGUUGAGGAGGCCUACAUGGACCUGGAGGAAAAGCUGAGCUCGCUGCAAACAGAUGCCUUGUCUGGCAUCAGGACAUCUUUCAUCGGAAGAGCCAUGGAAGGCUCUUAUCGAGAAUGUAACUUUGAGGGCGGACGAGGAAGUGACUCUCGCCGAAAGGCCAUCAUACGGCGACGGCUGGCCCAGGAGAGGCUCUUUACGGAGACGAUGAGCCAGUGGCGGCGAGACUUCCGCGAGCUUGCCGACGAGAUGCAAGAAAACAUGACGUCUAUCAUCGAAUCCCGCAUUACGCGGAUCCAAGAAACGCUAGAUAUUGUGCGUCAGUACGACGCCGAGGUCGAGGGGGACGGGGAUGCGGCGUUUCGAGAUCGAGUCGAUGAGGCUUUGACGCGGGCCCAGGCUGCGCAUCGGGGGACUCUGAGGGUUUUGUCGUGA
Purpureocillium takamizusanense is the source of this 2910-nucleotide messenger RNA. RefSeq lists its product as uncharacterized. The record is from RefSeq and is a predicted model, not a curated record. The transcript has 15 exons. Bases 1 to 2910 code for a protein of 969 amino acids. NCBI's taxonomy places the organism in Eukaryota, Fungi, Ascomycota, Sordariomycetes, Hypocreales, Ophiocordycipitaceae.